AUGCGAUGCGCGAGCAAGGCCGCCGAGAGCGCGUCCGCACGUCUCUGUGCGGACGCCGAAGCAGAAACCACAGCAACUGAUGUCUCAUCGGUUGCGGAAGCGACUCAGCCUGUGUCACCUGGUGAUGCAGGCGCUCGUCAUGAAGACACUCAUGUCUUCACAGAGUAUGAGCUCGGUGUCUCAUACUCUCCUGAUACGGAAGACGGAUCCGUAUCGACGGCGAUUGAAAGCAAGCCUCCUGCCAAGCGUGGCAUGGAUGAUGCUAUGCGCCGCAGCAUCUUUGGUUCAUCUGAUGAAUCAGAUGAACCAUCGCCAAAGCGAAGGCGCUCGAGGUCGCGAAACUCGGGCGCUAACAGUGGUGUCGGUUCUCCUAUGGACACCACUUCGCAACGAGGUGCCAGUCCUUCUGUCGGCACGUCGCAGGAAGAGCGGGACCGCAAUGUGUUGCGUCUCGCUCCUGAGAAGAAGGCAUGGAUGCCUCCAAAAUCCGUCAUGGAUCACUUGUCGGCGACGACGAGUGAUCGUUAUCGAACACGGUUGUUCGAUUCGUCAAGGAUCCAUCACCUUGACCCCAGUGCGAAAAACUAUCGCGCUGAGAAUGAUUUCUUCAUCGAUGCUUUCUUUAGACAUCGAUGGUACAGUGGGAAUCACAAACGUGAUGGUCCCUCACUGCUUCAAGCGUGGAACGCCUACAUCCAUAACCUUGAGGAUGUAGGUCGUGACGCUUGGAACGACAAACUUAUCAAAGCUCGUGAUAAGUUUGAAAAGCGAACCCCAACAGGUGCAUGCUACAAGCUGCAUCGUCUGUCCAGGGAGAAAGGGUUAUCCUGCCUCUCCUGGGGAGACUCGUGCCCAUGUUGUGUGAACAAUUCUGCACGAGCACCUAAGGAGGCUUACCUCCUUACCAGCCCGUGGUGGCGCGUACGUAUCUCUAGUGAGAUGUACAUAGGGUUCGACAAUCUGAAAUCCCUUUACGACUGUGCUGGGAAGACUUUCUCCGGCGGUCCUUCUGCGGCACAGGAUGUGCCGCGUCGUACUGCUCAACCAGACCCAGUACGUCAACCAUCAGUUGGGAGCGGGGCUCCCAAGUAUCCCAGGACGAGGGAUAACCGCUUCUCCAGCGUUCCUUCUGCGGCACAGGAUGUGCCGCGUCGUACUGCUCAACCAGACCCAGUACGUCAACCAUCAGUUGGGAGCGGGGCUCCCAAGUAUCCCAGGACGAGGGAUAGCCGCUUCUUCAGCGUUCCUUCUGCGGCACAGGAUGUGCCGCGUCGUACUGCUCGACCAGACCCAGUACGUCAGCCAUCAGCUGGGAGCGGGGCUCCCAAGUAUCCCAGGACGGGGGAUAGCCGCGCCACCGGACGAGUUAACUCGUCCGACGUCCAUUCACGUCGCGGUGGUUCAACAGCUGCUCAAACAGAUAGCGCUGGCCACCGCGAGAGUCCCCUAAUGGAGGUGGAUGAGGAGGGAAGACGGUACCCACACUGUCGUGGGUUAGCGUGUGUUCCCGAGAGCUUCUUUGAUCGCGUAACGCAAGGGUUACGCGGCGAUCUCGAACAUGAGCGGGACAGGCGUCUCCAACUGGCGGACGCUGUCUUGAAGCAUCGAGCUGAGUUUGCCUUUGCUCAGCUUGAGAACGAGAGAGCUCUGACGUCUCUGCGUGACGAGCUAAGGGUAGCUCGUGGUAAUGUUGAUCGGUCUCGGUCUGAGAUAACUGCUCUUCAGACCCUUGUCGAUGCCCGCCAUCGGGAGCACAAGGCUCUCUGCAAGAUGCUUGAGCGCAAGGGCGUUGUUUUUUUUUCAUCGGAAGAAGCAGCGUACUGA
Molecule: messenger RNA, 1824 nt
Organism: Peronospora matthiolae
Lineage: Eukaryota; Oomycota; Peronosporomycetes; Peronosporales; Peronosporaceae
Source: the annotation of a GenBank genome assembly